This is a messenger RNA of Rhinichthys klamathensis goyatoka, 935 nucleotides long. RefSeq names its product borealin-2-like. The transcript has 10 exons. The record is from RefSeq and is a predicted model, not a curated record. Bases 162 to 914 code for a protein of 250 amino acids. Gene Ontology annotation, biological process: mitotic sister chromatid segregation. Lineage: Eukaryota; Metazoa; Chordata; Actinopteri; Cypriniformes; Leuciscidae. Gene Ontology annotation, cellular component: chromosome passenger complex; spindle midzone; chromosome, centromeric region.
CAGCGCAUCCUGUCCAGUAGGUGGCAGAAGAGUACCGUAUAAAUUUGUUUGCCAAUCGUUAUUAAAACAGAAGAAGGGUAAUUGCAUGGUGAGCACCUGCUCCCAGGUUUGUAUGUUCAUAAAAAGAUCUGAAGAUCUGUUCUUGCAUUAUUACUAUUAGCAUGGCUCCACGAAGAACUAGAAAAGUCAGUCAGGAUUCUGAAGGUCAGCCUGAUUAUGACCAGAAGAUUAGACUCACCAAAAGAAAGGAGCUGUUCAUACAACAGUUUGAGAAGGAAGCUCAGGACCGGAUUAAUGAAAUGGAGGCCAAUCUGAACAAAUUACUGGCAACUGUGGACCGAGUUUUCAAAAUAGAGCUGAUGAAAAUGCCGCACUCGCUCCACACCACGCUGAUAAAAGACCUAAUGAAUGAUGAUGACACGUCUGUGGGCGAGGUCACAAUGGCACUGAAGAGUGCGUCUCCUGAAAUUCGGAAACCCCUAUCUCGAAAGCCAAGCAAAAAAGGUUUAAAUGCCACAGCAGGGCAUCAAAGUCCAUCGGGUCAAAUCAAGACCACUCUAGUGGAUGGUAUAAAGAAACCUGUGAAGAAGACCCUGCACAACAGUAACAGCACUGGAAGUCUGAGGUCUUUCUCAACUAUCAGUGCAAAAAGAACCCAAGGACGGGUUGUCAAACUCGGUGACCAAGCGUUUGGUUUAGGGGGUAAAUUUAGACAAGCAAGUCGCUCUGUUGGUGAUGAAAUGAUGGCUACAGCCACAAUAGUAACUUCCCAUGGAGAAACACUGCUACUUUCUGAGGACAAUAAAGAUGACAUCAGUGUUGAGUUGCUCGAUGAUGCGGCUGUAGAUCAGAUGCGAAAGAUCAAGGACCUAAUGGAUUAUCUUUGUAAAAAAAGUGGUGCUCAAUCAUGCUGAUGAGUUUUAAUCCGAUCAGUU